Messenger RNA from Scaptodrosophila lebanonensis, 3371 nucleotides. RefSeq lists its product as uncharacterized. Bases 117 to 2468 code for a protein of 783 amino acids. NCBI's taxonomy places the organism in Eukaryota, Metazoa, Arthropoda, Insecta, Diptera, Drosophilidae. The transcript is spliced from 7 exons. The record is from RefSeq and is a predicted model, not a curated record.
GUCAGCAUAAUUUCAAUUGCGUUUCGAUUGUGAAUUAAGCGCGUUCCAUAACGAAUUAGUACAUACUCGUACAUACAAAAAAAUAUACACACAAAUUGCAAAAAUAUUCACAAAGAAUGUGGCCCUUUCGGUCCUAUAGAGACGCAAUGCUGCGAUUGGCCUUAAUGCUCGUUCUACUCCUGCUGCUGAUCGCCAGCAUUGUAGACGCGGGCAAGGCGCUACCGGGCACGGCAGCGACCAGCAAUUCAUCAGGUGGAGCUGUGCGCCCUGUGGCUGGCAACAGCAAUCCCCGUCUGCCCCGCACCAGCGCCAGCCAACUGAAUAGUGGUGGCGGCAGCAGCGCCGCCGGCAACCUAAAGCUCGCAGCCAAGACAACACGCAAUGGAAACCUGCGCACAAGAGAACAACAAUUACUGAACAUAUUUGAGAUAAUUAUCACAACACUCGAGGAGAAACUUAAACGAAUCGACAAUCUUGAUCAAUCAGUGGAACACAUGAUGCGACGCAUGGAAGCUCUGGACAGCCGUGUGUCUGAUAAUCUAUUAAAAACGGAUUCAGUUAUAUCGAAACUGCGAUCACUUGACAGCAAGCUAACAAGCGAUGUAUAUCUAAUGCCUGAUAUUAGUACAACCUCUGGUGAUGGAAUUCGAGCACCGCGCACCUCGUCCGCCUCCCAACUAGAUAGCCGGCUUGUGCAACUGGACCAAAAGGUCAGUGAUAUUGACUCCAAAUUAGAGGUGCUAAAGACUCAAAUAGAUAACAACUUCCUACAAAUGGACGACUUCAACGCUGAGGCAAGCGAGAAGAAACCAAUAACUAUGAAUGUUAUUGAAAUAACGAAAGCCAUGAACGCCGAGGUGAUUAGUCAUGUCUCAGCUGAACUUAAUGAACUGCACGAUACAACGGAAAACAUUGAUAAAAAGUUGCAGUUUCAUAUAAACAUUGUGUCCGAAAAUGUCGGCCGUAUGCUACGCAUGAUGGGCGAUAUACACGAUGCUGUGGUGGAGCACCAGGAACAGAUUAACGGAUUCAAUGUCACUACGACAGCACCACCUCCGAUUAAGUCCAGCAAAAUUGAUGCACUCGUGAAACAAAUACGCCCCAUGGUCUCGGUUUCAGAAAAGAUGGAUGAAGUGUGGGACGUGGUGGUGGGCACAAAAUCAUCGGUGGACCAUCUUCUACCCAAAUCGGAUGAAUUGCUGACACAAACUCAGCGACAAGAGCGCGCCAUUGGAGAAAUCCACGAAGAUUUAAAAAUGAAAACGAACCUAAUAAUUAACAAUUUAGAUAUGGUCGAGAAGCGUUUAAAAAAACAAGAGGAUGACGUGCAAAUACUCGCACAGCGACCUGUUCCCACUGAGCUGCUUAUGGAUCCAACAAUAGAUCGUUUAGUCGAAUACGAUCCGAACAGGUACUCGGUUGUUGACGAUGGCUUUACGGAGCCGAGUGUGCCCACAACUCCACUAUCCCCUCCCGGGAACUCUGCUAGCAAUGUUCUGUCUUCGACCACCCCAGCCUAUACCUCUCCGGUCGCAGGUGUGAACAACAAUCAAACUUCACCAUCGGGCACAAUUACGAGCACUACUGUGGGAUUGAACUAUAAUUCCACAACUAGUUCAUCAAAUACUGCAACCACAUCUAAUGCAACGCCGGCAAAAUCGGUUAUACGAAAAGGAGGAAUCAUCUUUCCCAGUGUCAAAAAUAAGCCAUCUGUUGUGAAUAACAGCUUCACCACCGACUUUUUGACCCUUAAGGAUGUCAAGGGCUUCUCAUGUGUUGAUUUGCUAAAUGCUGGAAUGAGACAGUCUGGAGUAUUUUACCUUCAAAUUCGUGGCACAACCUAUUGGUUUUUGAAGGUGUUUUGCGAACAGGAAAUUUCGGAUGGUGGCUGGACAGUAAUUCAACGACGCGACGAUUUUGGCGAUCCACGAGAGAACUUCAACAGGGACUGGGCGGACUAUAAGAAUGGAUUUGGCGAUCCCGCAAAGGAGUUUUGGUUGGGUAACGAAAACAUUUAUAUGCUGACAAAUAAUGAGGAUUAUGCUCUACGAGUGGAACUUGAGGAUUUCGAGGGAAAUAAACGCUAUGCUCAGUACUCGCAUUUUAAAAUCCAUUCGGAAGCAGACUACUACAAACUCGAAAUAGAUGGGUAUGAAGGAAAUGCCGGAGACUCCCUAAACGAUCCGUGGUAUGGCUCAAACAAUAGCCCCUUUUCAACGUACAAUCGAGACAAUGAUCGCAGUUCGCUUAAUUGCGCAAGCAUGCUAAAGGGGGGCUGGUGGUGGAAGUCAUGCGGACGUGGUCUAAACGGACUGUAUCUUCAUGAUCCCCAGGACUUAACCGCUCGUCAGGGAAUUGUUUGGUUCCGCUGGCGUGGUUGGGACUACACAUUAAAGAAGGCAACAAUGAUGAUCCGCCCGCGAACGCCGCAGCCGCAGGCCAUGAAUCAAGCCACAGCGACUACUUGAAGAUCGCUAUAUGUUUAUUACAUUAUAAAUCCCCUAGUUAAUGCAAUAGAAGCUUGAGUGCUCCGAAUCAUUCAUCUCGUGCCCAAUAGAUUAUUAACAUGUUUCAUGAAUGCAUCAUUUUUAGCAAAUUAUACAUACAUACACUACAUUUAAAUUGUAAAUUGCUACCUUUUACAAAUAAUAACUUAUUUUUAUUGUUUACUUAAACUACUUUACCAAUUGCGUCCCCACAUCCAUGCAUACAUACAUCCAAUGUCAUCCUUAUAUCAUUUCAUUUCUAUCGUGAUUAGAGUCUACAAACAUACAUACAUACGUUUAAUACGGUUUCCUAUAUGAUGACAUAUAUAGUCGUACUCACAAAAACAUAUUUUUCAUCUUCUAUUAAAAGGACAAGCCACAUUUGAAAUUUCUAAAUUUAAGGAAAUCGUAUAUUGUAAAUAAAUGUUUAUAUCUAUGUAUAUGUAUGUGUCCUUUAGUUCAUAUUCCUUUCUAUUACACACAAAAUUGCGAAUAGGUUUGUGCAUUACUGGCGGGACGUGAAGUUGCUUUGGAAUUCUAUUUAAAAAUUUGAAUUUUAGGGGGAAACCAUUUAGCUCCGAGUACGAACGCCGUUCACAGUUGGAUCUAAUAAUACCAUACAACAUCGCAGUCUCUAUUCUUUUUUCCUACCUAAAUGUAAAUAAAGCAUCUGAGCGUUAUUCUUUCCUACCAAAAUUCGUACAUACGUAAAUAAAGCAUCUGAACAUAAGCACUUACUUAACAAAAGAUAGCAAUACAUUUAACCAAUGUAAUUAUAUUUUGUAAAUAAAAAAAAUGUUAAUAGUCUUAUUGCUGCCAUAUGUUUUUUUUAAGUCCAGAGACAAAUUGGUUUUGAUGGAAUAAACUAAACGGUUCCCAUAACAA